Cutaneotrichosporon cavernicola is the source of this 615-nucleotide messenger RNA. RefSeq lists its product as uncharacterized. The transcript has 6 exons. Bases 1 to 615 code for a protein of 204 amino acids. The record is from RefSeq and is a predicted model, not a curated record. Lineage: Eukaryota; Fungi; Basidiomycota; Tremellomycetes; Trichosporonales; Trichosporonaceae.
AUGAGCGCACAGCAGCCACACACCUCGGGUUUUCCCGUUUCGGAAAGCAACUCCACCAUCCCCAACCACCAGUACAACAGUCCCGCUAAUAUUGCCGCGCGCACAUAUGAGAACUGGUACUAUUAUCUUGACGUCCACCGAUACUUUUCCGGCGAGUGGGAAAGGGACGAGUCGAUCGUGCGGGAGAGCCCACCUCCUAGUCAAGUCAGGACUUACGCACCCAUUCACAUGACGGACGUCUGCCGGUUUACACCUUACGAACACAAGUUUAUCGUACGCGUUCUUGCCUAUGUCCGCGGCUUGGGAAUCGAGCUAAAAAGUUCUGAUAAUUUUUUUGAGGUGCUGUACGCAGCCUUCAGUCCGCAUUGGGCCAUUAUGGCCAACCGCCCAGCAUCGUCUUGGGCCGGCUACGUCAACAGCGUCAGGGGUUAUGACGAAAUGCUUGCAGAGGUGGAGAACUGCCUGAUCGAGGAUGUAGAUGGAAGCCUCAGGACUGCUGCCGAGCGCGAUGCCGGAGUUGACAUGGCGAAGGUUUUCCGACGAACGCCUGGGUUAACAGGCGACGUCGAUCUUAGUGGAUUCGCCUCGUCGGUCGAGGGAACACCGCUUCCUUAA